Molecule: messenger RNA, 2115 nt
Organism: Saccostrea cuccullata (small rock oyster)
Lineage: Eukaryota; Metazoa; Mollusca; Bivalvia; Ostreida; Ostreidae
Product: E3 ubiquitin-protein ligase TRIM9-like
Exons: 2
Coding region: 85-1641 (518 amino acids)
Molecular function (GO): zinc ion binding
Source: RefSeq, a predicted model, not a curated record
AGAGAGACUGCACUUGGAGAUCGACCAUGGACGACCGCCAUUACUGAAUUCUCAGAUUGAUAUUAUAGAGCUUUGAAAUUAAUCAUGGACCCCCGUACCAGUGCCCAGGACGUGAUGCGAUGUGACCUGUGUGAGACCGCUGUGGUACAGAUGCACUGUGAUACAUGUCUUGUCAACCUGUGUACAGCUUGUGUAGGGAAACACAUGAUUUCUGAUGAAUCCAAGGACCACAAAGUUGUUAAAAUUCAAGCCAGAAAAUCUACCCCCCUCUACCCUGGAUGUACAACUCAUGCCAAAGAUCAAUGUAGAAUGUACUGUAACCAAUGUGACAUUCCUGUUUGCACAAGUUGCGUUGCAUCUGAAAAACACCUUGGUCAUAAAAUUUUGAAAGUUCUACAAGUUUUAGAUGAAAGAAGAAACAAAAUUAAGAAAGAUGUAACUGAAUUAAAUGAAACAAUUUACCCCACCUACCAGGACAUUGCCUCUGAUGUACAAAACAGAAUGAGUCAGUUAGAAAAGGAAUAUGGAGAUCUCUCAACAGCCAUAACAAAACAUGGAGAGGACUGGCACAGAGAAAUUGACAAACUUGUCCAGAAACUUAAAGCUGAAGUUGAUGAGAUGAAAAACACACAGUUACAAACUCUACAGAAACAACUGGAUGAAAUAAACAAGACAAUGUCUGACAUAGAGGAUGAAAUUGAUUCACUUGAAAUGAUAAGAGACACUAAUGACUUGUCAAAACUGUUUAGUGUCACACUCAAUGUAAAUUUAUACAGAAACCUUCCAAACAAAAUGAUACUAUCUUUACCCAAGUUCAUGCAGGGAACAAUCCAUGAAGAACUUGUUAAAGUGUUUGGAGCCUUAUCAUCAAGUUCUUUAACAUCAGAUAAACAUGGCUACAGCAUGAAGACAACACAGAAAUCACCAGAAGCUGGAUCCUCUCCUCCAGUCAAACAGCUGUUUGAUCAACCUGAGACUGUCACCACCAUAAAAAUAAACAUACAAGCAGUAUAUUCACUGAUUUCCUCACAACUUUACAAUGUGGCCUGUCUGAGUGAUGAAGAAAUUUGGACAAGUGGAAAUGACAACACCAUAAAACUCUUCAGCAUCAAGCAGGGAUCACUACUCAAGUCAAUCAAAACCAAGUUAGGGAACUCACCAGAUGACAUAGCAGUGACAAAAAGUGGAUAUCUAGUUUAUACUGAUUAUGAUGAUAGAACUGUGAACAUUGUGAAGAAUGAGAAGAUAGAGGAGGUGAUCAGACUACAGAACUUGAAACCUGACAGUGUCUGUAGUACCUCCUCUGGUGACCUCCUGGUUACCAUGAUCAGUGAUGAUUACAAACAAACAAAAGUUGUCCGUUACUCUGGCUCCACAGAGAAACAAACCAUUCAGUUUAAUGAUAAAGGUCAACCUCUCUAUUCAUCUGGUGUAUAUGUUACCGAGAACAGGAACCUGGAUAUCUGUGUGUCUGACUAUGGAGCUAAUGCAGUAGUGGUGGUCAACUGGAAACUGAGAUUCAGGUACACUGGACAUACUCCUGCUCCAAAGAACCAACCAUUCAGUCCACGAGGAAUCACCACAGACAGUCAGAGUCACAUCCUUACAGCUGAUGGUAACAAUGACUGUGUCCACACAUAGACCAGGAUGGACAGUUCCUCCGUUACAUAGACUGUGGACUUAGUAGACCCUGGGGACUGUGUACAGAUACAAAUGACAAUCUGUUUGUUGCUCAACAGAGCAACAAACAAGUGAAAAAAAUUAAAUAUUUGCAUUAAAAUAGAUCCUUGGUAGUCUGAAUAAUGUUUACUAUAGGUAUAAUGGAGGAAAUUUCUUAUAUUUUGUCACAAUUGUUAAGGCAAAAAAUUGUGCAAAAUUUUGUUUGGAAUUAUAUAGAAAGUGAAACAAAGUCUGUUAUCUAAGCACCGAAGAUAACACGAUUUCUUGAUAUUUUAGGUACCUAUUAUUCAUAUUAUUUCAAAUCAAAAUCAUUGCAGUCAAAAAAUAUGUUCAUCAAUCCAUACAUUAAAAGUAAAAUGCUGCUGGACUUUGUCAAAAAUUGACCAAAAUAUCAGUGGAAAUGUUUGAUAAUUCUGCAGACCUAAUAAAACUUUA